AAUCGGAAUGAGAUACGUCGAAUCGACGAAUGGACGCGAUGUUUCCUCGUGGGUGACAGCAGUCUCGUCAUUCACUACUUUCGGUGGCCGCGACCCUAACUGCUUCAGGUACAACGCGAUAUUUAGACGAAUAUGGGCCAAUGACAAAGGAACGCGCAGGGUCGACAGUAGAUUCUUCAGCGCCACGAUAGGUUCUUCGAUAAUAAACACACAUAUCAAGAUAAUCUCACUAUAUCAAGUCGGCCCUGCGGAAGCGAUUGAUGCGUAUCGACACACCCGAGAUGCCUUAAUUAGAACAAGUGUGAAGAUUCAAUCUUAUAAUGUUCGAUAUUUCAAAGAGAAUUUAAGAGGAUAAUUAUUAAAGCUUCGCCAACAUCGGGCAUUGAACAUCAACGGCCAUGAAGACCUACAAUGUACGAAGCUUCCAUUGCGUGAAUGGCCUUGGUCGAAGCUGCGUGUUAGCGUCGAUAAACGAUGUAUUGAUCGAUCCGUUGUAUAAAACUUAUUUAUUUCCU
Messenger RNA from Trachymyrmex septentrionalis, 515 nucleotides. RefSeq lists its product as uncharacterized. Lineage: Eukaryota; Metazoa; Arthropoda; Insecta; Hymenoptera; Formicidae. The record is from RefSeq and is a predicted model, not a curated record. The coding region runs from base 8 to 355 and encodes 115 amino acids. The transcript has 3 exons.